AAACAGUGCUACCCACAGAGUGAACAAGAGAGGGUCAUUUAGGAAACAGGAGAAUUUUACAGAGAAAGGGAUAGAUAAAACUACGUGAGCCUGGCGAGGGUGCAGAGCGGAGAGUAGAGAAAGAAAAGUGUCCGAAGACUGCUCUCUGGGACAAGACAAGUUGUUAAAGAAAGGGACAGGAGAGAUAGGAGUGCUAUUUCAAGAGUGAGCCACAGAAGGGAAUCCACAGGCUGUCUAAGCGAGGAAGGGUCUACAGACAGUGAGUGAAGGCCAGGAACAGGGCCCAGGCCGGGGCAGGUGCGACCACCGAGGGGAUGAACUUCACAGUGGGUUUCAAGCCGCUGCUAGGGGAUGCACACAGCAUGGAUAACCUGGAGAAGCAGCUCAUCUGCCCCAUCUGCCUGGAGAUGUUCUCCAAACCGGUGGUGAUCCUGCCCUGCCAACACAACCUGUGCCGCAAGUGUGCCAACGACGUCUUCCAGGCCUCGAAUCCUCUGUGGCAGUCCCGGGGCUCCACCACCGUGUCUUCAGGAGGCCGUUUCCGCUGCCCAUCCUGCAGGCAUGAGGUUGUCCUGGACAGACACGGAGUCUACGGCCUGCAGCGAAACCUGCUGGUGGAGAACAUUAUCGACAUUUACAAGCAGGAGUCAUCCAGGCCGCUACACUCCAAGGCUGAGCAGCACCUCAUGUGUGAGGAACAUGAAGAGGAGAAGAUCAAUAUCUACUGCCUGAGCUGUGAGGUGCCCACCUGCUCUCUCUGCAAGGUCUUUGGUGCCCACAAGGACUGUGAGGUGGCCCCACUGCCCACCAUUUACAAGCGCCAGAAGAGUGAGCUCAGCGAUGGCAUCGCGAUGCUGGUGGCAGGCAAUGACCGUGUGCAAGCAGUGAUCACGCAGAUGGAGGAAGUGUGCCAGACCAUCGAGGACAAUAGCCGGAGGCAGAAGCAGUUGUUAAACCAGAGGUUCGAGAGCCUGUGUGCAGUGUUGGAGGAGCGCAAGGGCGAGCUGCUGCAGGCACUGGCCCGGGAGCAAGAGGAGAAGCUGCAGCGUGUUCGUGGCCUCAUCCGUCAGUACGGAGAUCACCUGGAGGCCUCCUCUAAGCUGGUGGAGUCUGCCAUACAGUCCAUGGAAGAGCCACAGAUGGCGCUCUACCUCCAGCAGGCCAAGGAGCUGAUCAAUAAGGUCGGGGCUAUGUCGAAGGUGGAGCUGACAGGGCGGCCAGAGCCAGGCUAUGAGAGCAUGGAGCAAUUCACCGUGAGCGUGGAGCACGUGGCCGAAAUGCUGCGGACCAUCGACUUCCAGCCGGGCGCUUCCGGGGAGGAAGAAGAUGAGGAAGUGGCCCCGGACGGAGACGAGGGCACUGCGGGGCCGGAGGAAGAGCGGCCGGAUGGGCCUUAAGGCACAGGUCUGCGCCUACCCGACUCUGCUCGAGAGCCUGCGCUAGGGUCGGGGAGGAUCUGCGCAGAGACUGCGGAGUAUCCCAGCUCAGUGCCUGCCCCGGGAGGAUCUUAAUAAAGAACUCAAGCUCCCAGA
This is a messenger RNA of Cebus imitator (Panamanian white-faced capuchin), 1532 nucleotides long. It is a transcript of the gene TRIM54, whose product is annotated as tripartite motif containing 54. The record is from RefSeq and is a predicted model, not a curated record. The transcript is spliced from 9 exons. Bases 315 to 1397 code for a protein of 360 amino acids. NCBI's taxonomy places the organism in Eukaryota, Metazoa, Chordata, Mammalia, Primates, Cebidae. Gene Ontology annotation, molecular function: zinc ion binding.